Molecule: messenger RNA, 5929 nt
Organism: Drosophila biarmipes
Lineage: Eukaryota; Metazoa; Arthropoda; Insecta; Diptera; Drosophilidae
Gene: THADA
Product: thyroid adenoma-associated protein homolog
Exons: 7
Coding region: 65-5317 (1750 amino acids)
Biological process (GO): tRNA methylation
Cellular component (GO): cytosol
Source: RefSeq, a predicted model, not a curated record
GCGAGCGAAUGGUAAAUUUAUUUUUUAUUUUUUAUUGGCGCGACUUUUCCAACCUGACCGAAACAUGAACGACUUGAACCUGCGCGUGGCCGCCCUGAAGCUGUGUGCGCACCCCAAGCGCUUUGCGGAGCUGCGCGACGCCCUCGUUCCGCUGCCCGAGCGCUGGAAGUCGGCUCCCCAGCAGUAUGUGCGCCAGUUCGCAGUGGCCGGCAGCAGUGCGGAGCAGGUGCAGGUGGUCAAGGACAUCUUCUUCGUGGAUCCGCAGCAGGAUCAUGAGCAGGUGGCCCGCUUCCUGGCCGACCUCCUGCUGGCCAGUCCCCUCAAGCACGCCGUGCGCAACCAGCUGACCAAACUCUUCUCGGACAAUGCGCUGGCCAAGCAGGAUGCCAAGCGACUACGCGGCCACUCCAAGGAGCAGCUGCUGGAGGCACUGCAGCAGUCGCUCGGCGAGAUGGCCAGAAGUCUGGCAGAGAUCACCCCGACGGCUCUGAGCCACGAUCGCACCAACGACGUCUUCGUGUCCGCCAACGCCUGCCUGCAGAACUUCCCCUUUGGACGCGAGGCCCUGGGCCAGCAGGUGCACCUCUUCGCGCCGCUGCUGCCCAGCGCCCUGGAACGCUACUGGGCGGAUAUAAGUGAUCCCUCGCUGGAGCUCUCGCCCACGCGUCGCAACGAGCUCUACCUGUACGUGCAGAACGCCCUGCGCUUCCUGGUCAGCCUGCUCUCCGAGUGGAGCGACCAGUUGCGCCUGUGCGAUGGCCACAGGUUGCUGGGCCCGGCGUGUGCGGUGGCCCAGAAGGUGGCUCGCCACAUGGACACGCCGUGGGAUGUGCGCUCCAUUGCCGGCCUGCUGAUCGGCCACCUGGCGCGCUUCUCGGGCACAUUCCAGGAGUACAUCGCCGAGUGCUCGAGGCCACAGGCGGAGCAGGAUCUGCCUGUGCAGACGGCCGCCCUGCUCGUCCUGCGGCGCACUGACUACGAGGAGUACGCUCCGCAGGCUCUGGCCAUUCUGAAGACGAUCGUCAGCGUGGGCGAGCGCGAGAGCAGCGUGAGCAACCUGCUCGUCUUCCUAUCCAAGCACCUGUUCAUCUACUCCAAGUCGCUGGGCGAGUUUCAGGACCUUCUGCCUACCCCCGAGCAGGAGAUCGUUUAUCAGCAGAUCCUUGCGGAGCUGCAAAGGUUUGCCCUGCAGAACAUCUCCAAUGCCACGGACUCGGUGCGCCACAUGAGCAGCGCCCUGCUGCGCCAGGUGCUACAGCACGCCCAGCUGGCUGGUCGGGAGCAGCUCUUUCAGGCGGUCUAUCGCCACUUUCAUGCCGCCCCACUCAGUGCCAGCUGCCCGGCUCUGGAGCAGCUCGUGGCGGUGGCGGGAGUGAGUCGGUGCCUUGAGCACUGUCCCUCGCUGUUUGGCGCCAUUUUCCCGCGCUUCCUGGGCUGCGAGGACAGCGUGGAUGCCCUGUUCAGAGCCAUGAUGGUUUCGGCCCACAAGACGCAGCCCUUCGCCGAGUGGCACGGACUGUGGAUCGGCCAGCUUCUGGCCGCGAUUCAGGCGCCCGAGAAGCGGCGCUCGGUCAUCGAACAACAGCUCACCCAGGCGGUGCAACUGGAGCCCCAGACCCUGGCCCACCUGCUGCUCCGCGACGCCCGGCUGCCACUCAGCAGCAAGCUGGCGGCGAUUCUCAGUGUGCGGCAGCUGAGCGCGAGGCGACAGGAGCUGUUGCGAGAUCUGAAGCAGGAUGUGGACCAGGCCCUGCUCGGACUGGACGACCACACGCGCCUCCUGGCGCUGCGCUUCGUGGUGGAGACGCCGCGUCCCAGCGAACACCUGACCACGGCCGAGGCGGAGGCCAUUAGAUUGUAUCUGCGCCACAAUGCCAACAAUCCGAGCGCCCAUCUGCGCCAGCUGGGCUACGGCCUGCUGCAGAAGGCUUUGCGGCGGAUCCACCUCGGCCUGGCCGAGCACCAGAAGCGUCCCACGCCGGCGGGCGAGGAGCUGCUCCGCCUGCUGACCCGCCUAACCGGCGAUCUGUCGCGCAAUCUGUUUCCCUCGGCGAACUACGGGCGACGCUGGCUGUCGCUGCACUUGCUCCGCGAUUGCGUGGAGCUCGGCCGCAAGUUGCAGCUGCAGAUCGGCGAGCAGCAGCUGCCCGCGGAGGCACUGCCCAAUCUGGAGCACUGCCUGGCCGACAGCUACGAGCAGAACAAGGUGCUGGCCGCCCGGCUGCUGGAGACGCUUCAAUCCCGUGCCCGCUUCCAGCCGGACGAGAUAAUCGGCCUGCUGCUCUCGCUGAGGCCGCCGGACUCGGCCACCGGAGCCUUCCAGCUGCAGGUAUAUUGCCGAGCCCAGGAGGUGAAGCAUGCCCUGCCCCUGCCAGUGAAGGCGAACGAAACCAUCCAUGAGCCCAGGACAUACAGGGCACUGCAGUGGUGCAUGGAGCACUUGCGGGAGGGCCUGUGCCUCGCCCAGCGAGAUCUCGCCGAGGCAGCCAAGUUGAAUCCCUUGUACGGACUGCUCUUUGCCAGCCGGCAUCUGCUCCAGCAACUGAAUCUCCAGCAACUGGCCAAGGAGCACGCCUGGCGGCAGUACGUUGAGGAGCUGGUGACCACCUGCCUGGAGGUCAGCCGCGUGGUGCUGCCUGUGGUCAGCAGCGCCUCGCCCGAGGGCCACUUGCCCGCCACCCGCGACCAGGAGACCGAUCAGCCGCUGACCAACGUGCUCAGCCGCCGGCUGCCCAGCGAGGCACUGCAGCAGGUGCGCACCACGCCCCAGAUGGUGCUCCUGUGUGCCUGGCGCAGCAUCAAGGAGGUGUGCCUGAUCCUGGGCGAGCUGGUGCAGCGGGCGCCGCUGGAAGAGGAGCAGCAGUGGGAGCAGGCUGACUUCCUGCUCAGCAGUGGCCAGCUGGAGGCCAUUGGGGAGCUGUUCCUGCUUCUGCUGGCCGAGACCAAGCAUCGCGGCGCCUUCGAGCAGGCCUACGUGGGAUUCACGAUGCUGUGCCGGCGCUUCUGGCACAGCGACUCGGUGCGUCUCAACCAGCUGCCCGGCCAGUGGGUGAGCGAGGCCAUGGCCAUGGUCAGCGGCGAGGAGGUGCGCAAGGCCCGUCUGUGCUCCACGCGCCGCAGUGCCGGCAUGCCCUUCAUGCUGCAGGCGCUGAUCUGCACGGAGCUCAAGCUGGGCACCCAUGCCACGCUCCACCGCUGCAUGCACCGGUUGCUGGAGGUGUGCGAGCGUAGGACAGGUGGGUCGGCCGGCAUCACCGCGCGCAGCCACGCGCUCAACAUCCUGCGCGCCCUCUUCCGCUGCAGCGAACUGGCCGAGCUGGUCACCGAGUUCAUGGCCCGCGGCAUCCAGUGCGCCCUGGAGGGCUUGCUCCUCGCCGAGGAGUGGGCGGAGCGCAACUGCGCCACCCUGCUGCUCGCCGCCCUCAUCGUCCGCGUCUUCGGGGUGGAGCGCGCUCGCCUGGAGACCGGUGAGCUGCACGUGCGCAACCGGAUGACGGGACGCAUCUUCUUCACGCGGUAUCCCCAGCUCUUCGACUACUUCCACGCCGCUCUGCAGCGGGAAGCGGAGCAAAUGGACUCCAUCCAGGCAGGCAGCGAGGCGGAGAUCGGAGGCGGCAAGCGUCGGCAGGCUGUCCAGCUGGAGGCCAUGCUGCUCAUGCUCAGCCGCCUGUAUCCAUCCUCGCUGGAGGGCGCCGAGUCCACGUUGAAUCUGAGCGAGUUCGUGCCCUUCCUGAUAAAGAUCUGCCGCUCCCACGAUCUGAUGACACGCGAAAGAGCUGCCUUGGUGGUGGCCAACUUUGUGAGCCAAGAGCAGGCGCUCGCCGAGAUCAGGCGCCUGGUGGUGGAACUCAAGGCGCUGCAGUUGAGAUUGAAGAAGGAAAAGGAAGCCUUCAUCCUGGACACGAAUCUCCUGCACGGUCAGCUGUUGCUCCUGCUCCAACUGCACCGCUUGGUGCGCUGGACGCGGCCCUCGUUGACGCGCAUGCAGCUGCACACGCUUGCCGCUCUGGCGGCUCCGAUCCUCCAGCGCGACGCCUGUGCUUUCAGUGCGCUGGUGGAAGUGAUGACGGCCUCCAUGGAGGAUGCCGUCGAUCCUGAACAGCUGGAUUACCAGCUGCUGGAGGAGAUAGGCGCCGUGUAUCUACUGGACCAUAAGGAGGUGCGCAGACGCUGUCGGGAGCAGGGAAUCUCCAUGCGCUUCUACCAGAUGUUUGGCCUCCAUCUCCACCGAUUGCGCGACAUUUCCCAGGGCGUAGUGCUGCACAUAGUCGAGGACCUGUCCGAGCCCAUCUGGUCCCUGGACGAGCUGAAGGUGGAGCUGUGGCUGUACAUCCUGCUGCAGAGAUCCCUGGGCGAGGCACACUCGCUGGUGAGCGAGCUGGAUAUCGAGCACUUCCAGUUUGCAGCCGACAUCCGUCGCUAUUACCAGACACUCAGCCCCGAACUGCGGGCGGAGAUCGCCCAGGAGCUGUAUCGAUCUCAGGCCGUCCGCUCGUGCGUCCUGCAGAUGAGGAAAGCCUCGACCAGCGGCUGCUGGAGCCUCCAACUGGCCGGACGCCUGGCCGCUCUGCAGCCCCUGCUCCAGGACCCGGGCCUGGAUUUGAGUGGGCUGGUCCAGCGCUGCUCGGAGGAGCACUCUAGUCACCAGGAGGCGGGACUGGUGCUGGGCCUGAAGCGUCUGAUUGCGGAGAGGAAGACCCUGGAGCGGCAGCACUGGCCACCGCUGCUGAACUACGCCCUGCACCUCGUGGAGCCUGUCCAGCCGCUCUACCUUCGUCACCAGGCUGCGGAACUGUGCGAUUUGCUGGCUCGCAAGCACUUAAAGGAUCAAUUGGGCUUGGGAGUUGCCAGCGUAGACGUGGAGGUGGUCGGUCGCUUUAUCAGACUGGUGCUGCUCCUGCUGCUGGACGAGGCGGAGUGGGUGCGUCACAAGGCCGCUCAGCUGGUGUGCAGUGCGGGCUUCAGGAGCGAAGUCCAAGUAGCCAAGGACAUAUUGCCUAGUGCCCUGACUCCGGAGUUCCUAAAAGCGGUCCUGGCAAAGCUGGAGAAGCAAGCCAACGACUCCGACUUUCUCCUGCGUCUGUUCCAUCUCAUCGCUGAGCCUUUCCUGGCCGCCGAAGCCAAGGAUUCCGAGCCGAACAUUGACGAGGACGGGGAUGUCGAGGUGUUCGACAAGCAGGUGAUCAACCUGUACUGCGAACCGCUGCUGGUCCUCUGCGAGUUGUCCGCCGCCUUUCGUGGGCAGUUUGGAAAGAGCCAGGAGCUGAUGGCUGCUAUUAAUGCCCUGGGUCUACCCGCGGAUUUGGUUCCUAGUUAGUUCCCUGGCAUAGGUCAUCCCUGAGCAUUUGAUGUGUACAACCAGGACUGUCCGAUUUUUUCGGCGGAUUUUUAAGAGACAAGGUGAUAGUUCAUAAAAGGAACAUGGUUUGACUUGUACAUUAAGUGCAUUUUUUUUAAACUUAUGUUAAAAAUUUAAUUUUACAUAUUAACGAAGAACUGCUUUUAAAUUGCAUUUUUGAAUUCAGUUUAAAAAAGUAAAAUGCAUUAUUCCAACAUAAAACAUUAACCUUCAAACCCAACAAACAAUAUUAAUGAAAUGUAACCUUCCUCAAAAACAACAAAACACACCCAUAAAAUAUUAAAACUGGACCACUGCUAGACCAUAAGUAAAAUUAGACAUCAUUGUUACCUCUGACAAGACCUAGAAGGCCUUUUUCGUAAGCUGUUCUUACCAAUUAACUUUUAGUUUUAAACUUUAAAUCAGCUUUAUAUAUAUUUACAUUGAGCUAUAUAAAGCUAACUUACAGUGUAAAACUAUAAGCUAACGUAAGCUUUAUAUUUAUAUUUAUAUUUAAUAAAAUAAAAAGGCAGCUAACAUCGAAGUUGAUAUACCUUGAUAUAGCAUUGCAGCCUAAACCAGAUCGAAAAA